Molecule: messenger RNA, 2460 nt
Organism: Hydractinia symbiolongicarpus
Lineage: Eukaryota; Metazoa; Cnidaria; Hydrozoa; Anthoathecata; Hydractiniidae
Exons: 5
Coding region: 1-2460 (819 amino acids)
Source: RefSeq, a predicted model, not a curated record
AUGUGGUCACUCCAAAAUCUUCAAAGUCCUGGGAUGUUCCGACCUCAGAUACAGGCAUGCAUGCCUGGAUUUUUUCAAUUCAGCCUUGAUUUCAUCCCAGUCCUAGAUCAUGUUCGUCUCCUCAUCAGCCUGUGUCAUGUCACUCCUCUCCGAAGGGUACCGCAAAAACAGGGCUUUUUUCUGUCGUCUCAAAUUUUUUGGGAAGGCAACAAGGUUACAAACAUUUUCAACAAACAUGCACCAGUAAUUGAUAAACGUGUAAAGGGUCGUUUAUGCCCUUGGAUGACAACUGAUAUCCGUGUAUUAAUGACUGACAGGGACAAAGCACUACGUUACGCUCGGAAAACCAAUAAAGCCUGUGACUGGACCGCGUAUAAAAAACUGCGAAACAAGUGCACAUAUGCUGUGAACAUGGCUAAGUUUAAUUCCAACAAAAAGCUUUUAGAAGAAAAUUCAGAUAAACCGAGGAAGUUUUGGCAGACAAUAAAAAACAUCAUGCCUUGCAAAUCCAAAGGAACGUCCUGUAGAUCACAUUUUCUUGAAGACGGUUGUGUUAAAGCUGACACUCCUGUUCAAAAAUCUAACUUACUAAGCAAUUUCUUUUCAAAUGUUGCAAUGUCUUUAAGAAAGAAAUCCAUUUUCAUGAAAGAUUUCAUUUGGCGCCAACCAAACAAAGUCGAACCAAUAAGGACACAAAGGUUUGAUUUUAAAUAUGUUUCCAAGUCUUUCGUAGAAAAGGAAUUGAAGAACUUAAAACGCCACAAGGCAACUGGUAUUGAUAACCUGCCACCAGCUGUGAUGAAAGAUAGUGCUAAUGAAAUAUCACAACCGCUAUGUUUCAUAAUCAACUUGUCACUGAGUACAGCAGAUGUACCUACAGAAUGGAAACACCCUACUGUUACACCAAUACACAAGUCGGGACCAUCUACCAAAGUUGACAACUAUCGUCCAAUUUCGAUUCUACCAAUUGCCUCAAGAAUCCUUGAACGAGCUGUACAUACACAAUUGAUGAAAUACCUGGAGAAAAAUAAUUUGCUUUCUGAGCAACAGUUCGGAUAUCGACGUAAGAGAUCAACUGAUAUUGCAGCUACAGUAUUCCUCGACAGCAUUCGUACUGAAAUUGAUCGUGGGAAUUUAGUUGGAGCAACCUUUAUAGAUUUGUCUAAAGCCUUCGACACAGUGGGCCACAGUAUUCUGCUAUCAAAGCUACCAUCUUUUGGCAUUCACGACAAUGAGUUAAAAUGGUUCACCGACUACCUUUUUAAUCGGAAACAACAAGUCGUUUAUGAAAAUUCGAAAUCCAACGUUUCAAAUAUGACAUGCGGUGUUCCACAAGGCUCCAUUUUAGGACCCUUGUUGUUUUUGAUUUACUUCAACGAUUUUAAAUCAGCCCUACGUAAGAGUAAAACAGUGAAAUUUGCUGAUGACACCGUGUUGUAUGUUGCACACAAGUCCGUACAAGAUAUUGAAAAUGCUUUGAAUGAUGAACUUAAAAAUAUAUCGACAUAUCUCGCAAAUAACGAUCUAGUUAUAAAUUUGAAGAAGGGUAAAACAGAGGUGAUGUUAUUCGGUAGUGGGAAAAAAUUGUCAUCUAUACCACACAAACCGAAUAUUAAAUUUGGUACAGUUGAUAUUAACGUAACGAAGCGCUACAAGUAUCUUGGUUCUACAAUUGAUCCAACUCUAACUCUAUCAGAUAACUUCAACAAAGCAUAUAAAAAAGCUUCUUCUCGUUUACGUCUGUUACAAAAUCUGAGAAAGAACAUGGACAAUAAUACUGCCACAACAAUUUACAACACUAUGAUUAUACCACUGGUAGUUUUCAACAGUAUCAUAAAUUUGAACUUCUCAAAAACCGAAAUAAAUAAAUUGAAUUCUCUGGACAGCCGUGCAAAACAGAUAACCAAAAACGCAAACAUCAAAUCAACUUACACUGUUAUUUUGCGACAUGCUUGUAAAACGGUUAAGAAAUGCUUUGCUGGUGAAACAUGUAGUAACAUGAAAGAAUACUUUGAAGUAAAUUCUCACUCCAAAUGCACGAGAAACCAAAACUGUUUGCUGAAGAUUUCAAAAAUCAAAUUGGAAGUAACACGAGGCAGUUUUCGUUAUAUGGGAGCGAAAAUAUAUAACAGUUUGCCACUAGAUAUACGAAAAGCGACAACUGUGAAUGACUUUAAUCAAAAGAUCAAAGAUUUCGGCAUGGAAGACGCUUCAACCCCCGCACUCUUUGCAUUAGGCCCUCAGCCUUUGGUGGUCGCAGACACUUCCGCCCCUACACUCUUUUUCAUGGUGACAUAUUUCACUUCCCCCACAGUGUUUACAGGUGGACCUCCGUGUUUCAUGGUGACACCUUGUACGCUGGUAUAUUUUUCCUUGUUUGUGACCAGUUGGAUGUUGUGGCAUCCGUUUUCAGCCUCGUGUUGUGAUCAAUGUACCCCUUCAACUACGCUCUCUGAUUAA